AUGGGCAUCUCUAUUGCUUUUAUAUUAACCUACUUACUCGGUGGGCUAACCUUGUUGCCCAUCCUUUUCGCCAUUGUUCUCCUACAUGCGUACCUCACGUUCCCCGUACAAGAUCGGUCCUCGACCUCCUCCGACACCUCUUCGGACACCCUCCGCGAUGACAAAGACGACGGACAAAACCUCAAAUCUCAUGCGAGUAUAGCAGAUAUCGCGGAGAAAUUCAAACGCGCACAUGAGCCUGAUGUUGCAGCUGGCUACUUCGCCGUGUGCCGAGAGUACGUGCCUGGAGGUAUCAAUGGCAAACCACCAGAGCGGACGACCCCGGCUGGGGCGGUAAUAGCUACAGAAAGCCCUAGCGUGUACCAGAGCAUGUAUAGAAGUAUAUUCGACCGGAAGCAAGGGCCAAGUCUAGAUCCCGGGAAAGGCAACAGCAAGACCGUCAAGAGGGCUAGGAAUGUCUUCUUUGUUGUUCUACGACACGGACACUUAAUGCUUUACGAAGAUUCAGAACAGCUGGAGGUCAAACAUGUCAUAUCACUGGAACUUCACGAUGUCAGCAUCUACGGUGGAGGGAACGAAAUCCCCGAAGGAGAACUAUGGAUAAAGAGAAAUGCUAUACGCUUGACGAGAAAAGCCGGGUUUGAAGAUCCCGCCUCUACGUCCAAGCCUUUCUUCCUCUUCUCCGAGAACUGCUCAGACAAAGAAGACUUCUAUUUCGCGCUAUUACAGAACCAGGAAAUCAAGCCAAAUGCGCCUGAUAACCCGCCGAGGCCACAGCAGUACGAGACCAAGCAUGUCAUCGGGCUUGUGCAGAGGCUGCAUUCGUCGGAAGAACAACUGCAGACAAGGUGGAUCAAUGGACUUGCGGGUAGACUUUUCCUUGCCCUUUACAAGACUCAAGUCAUCGAGGAAUACAUACGCAAGAAGAUCACUAAAAAGAUUGCACGGGUGAAGAAGCCUGCCUUCCUCUCCGGUCUCGUACUCCAAAAAAUUGAGAUGGGAGAGAGUGCACCCCAGAUUACUAACCCGCGACUCAAUGACCUCACGAUCAACGGCGACUGUUGUGCCGAAGCAGACUUCAAGUACAACGGGAAUUUCCGCCUAGAGAUCGCAGCUACAGCUCGCAUUGAUCUCGGUGCGCGAUUUAAAGCUCGAGAGGUCAACUUGGUGCUGGCAGUGGUUGUCAGAAAAUUGAACGGUCAUGUCUUGGUGAAGUUCAAACCACCUCCAAGUAAUCGCGUCUGGAUAUCCUUUGAGACAAUGCCUGAUAUGGAGAUGACCAUCGAGCCCAUUGUCAGCUCGCGACAGAUCACAUAUGGCUUUAUCCUACGAGCGAUCGAGAGUAGGAUUAGGGAGGUUAUGGCCGAGACCAUCGUCAUGCCGCACUGGGACGAUAGUCCAUUCACAGACACUAGACAACAAACUUUUCGAGGGGGCAUCUGGGCGGACCAAGGGACGACUGGUGGAAUGCCGACUGAACAUACAAACAUUCCAGAUGAAGCACCGGAAGAUGACGCCGAGCUCGAAGCCGAUGCGGCUCCAACCCAUCACGCCUCGCCCCGCGCGAAAGACGAGAGAACCUUGAGCAUGCCGGUCUCGCUUGAUUCGUUUCCCUCAGGUCCAAUUCCAAAUCCAGCAGCGAGUUCUAAGCAAAGCCUCGAUGAGACUGCUAAAGAUAGCGUUGCUACUGGCGUUCAGAAAGGUCCAGAGCCACCUAAAACCCUCAGAUCGCGCUCGUUUGCAUCAGCUGCCAACCCACUCCUCAGCAUGGAUAAUGCAAAUUUUGACUCUAUUCAACCGGUAAAGAACACGAAACAACUACAAGACGCCACUAGUGCAAUGAUGGCAAUCUCGAACCGCUCGCGCCCUACGUCUCCUACCGACACUCCCAUGGGGUCUGCCCCAGGCCCCUCUACGUUGUGGGGGAACAGCCGAAAAACCAGUAGUAGAUCCUCUACGUUGUCUGAUUCUAAUGGCACACCUGAGCAGAAUCUUCUACAAGACAUUUAUACAUCUAGCCCUAGCCAAACUUCUUUGCCUCCAACUCCGACUACUUCAAGCUCACGGUCCACGAAGUCAACUUUUGGAAAUGUUAUGCCACAGUCUAGAACACUGCAAGCAGAUGUUCGCAUGCCAGCAUCGUCGGAGAAGAGACAAUCAAUAGUAGUCCUUGGCGCGGCGACUGCAGCCGCCAAGAAAUGGGGUUGGGGAGUACUCAGCAGGAACAUGGAUCAGAAGAACCAGCAGGCUGCUGAUCCAGAUCGCGCUGGGACACCCAAGCACCCCAUCGGACGAGGUCGCCCUUUACCUCCACCCGGCCAGCCCUUACCGUUCCCUGAAAGGCCUCACACGAAGACGAUGCCGGCCACGACCCCCCAAAGAAAGCCCGUCCCAAAACCAGACCUGCUUCAAACACGUCAGGAUGAGGCCAAGGCACGAUCGGUCCCUCCGCCACCACUUCCGGCUCGCAAAAGACGAGGAUCAGCUCACAUUGAUCAUGAGAGCGACGGCGGGCUCUUAGUUGUCGAAGCUCCGCCCGAAUCUGAAACCUCGAGCCCCAAUGAUGACAAGCGGGAUGAGUAUAUCAGCGACCCUGAGGUUGAGCCUGUAGCUAGCUUACCGAAUAGCAUUGCGCCAGACGGAGGGGACCAUAGCUCAGAACGACGACGGAGGUCAACUUUCAUACAGGACUCGCACGCGGAGGAUGAGAGUGCUCAUUCGAUUUGGCAGUCGGCGCAGGAAGAAGAGGCCAGAUCAAAGAGCAUGUGGCUAGAUACCCAUGAGCAUUCGUAA
Messenger RNA from Letharia columbiana, 2793 nucleotides. RefSeq lists its product as uncharacterized. The transcript has a single exon. The record is from RefSeq and is a predicted model, not a curated record. Gene Ontology annotation, molecular function: lipid binding. NCBI's taxonomy places the organism in Eukaryota, Fungi, Ascomycota, Lecanoromycetes, Lecanorales, Parmeliaceae. Gene Ontology annotation, biological process: phospholipid transport. Gene Ontology annotation, cellular component: endoplasmic reticulum; ERMES complex. The coding region runs from base 1 to 2793 and encodes 930 amino acids.